Perkinsus marinus ATCC 50983 is the source of this 738-nucleotide messenger RNA. Its product is annotated as pyruvate synthase subunit porA, putative. The coding region runs from base 1 to 738 and encodes 245 amino acids. Gene Ontology annotation, molecular function: oxidoreductase activity. The transcript has 2 exons. The record is from RefSeq and is a predicted model, not a curated record. Lineage: Eukaryota; Perkinsozoa; Perkinsida; Perkinsidae. Gene Ontology annotation, biological process: response to oxidative stress.
AUGGCAGCCCGCAGUGCCAUCAGACCGUCCCAGAGUGCCGUAGCUGCUACCGCUUCCAGGCACUUCGCUGGAAAAACUACACCAAGUGGAGGUCAGUGGCAAGCUGUUGAUGGCUGCACUGCGACCUGUCAUGUUUCCUAUGCUAUGACGGAUACCUCCUACAUCUUCCCUAUUACUCCCUCGUCCCCUGCUGCUGAGCUCGCUGAGCAGUGGUCAGAGCUCGGAGUUAAGAAUGCCUUCGGUGAUGUUGUGAAGAUCACGCAGAUGCAGUCCGAAGCUGGUGCUGCCGGUGCCCUUCACGGUGCUUUGGCUGCUGGUUCGUUGGCGACUACUUAUACUGCCAGUCAAGGUCUCCUCCUUAUGGUUCCCAACAUGUACAAAAUAGCUGGUGAACUUCUCCCUUGCGUUAUGCAUGUGGCCGCCAGAGCCCUUGCUGGUCAGUCCCUGUCCAUUUUCGGUGAUCAUCAGGAUGUCAUGGCCGUUCGUCAGACCGGUUUCGCCAUGAUCAACUCUGACACUGUGCAGGAGUCGCACGAUAUGGCUCUCAUUGCCCACUUGGCCACCCUUCGUGCUCGUGUGCCCUUCGUCAAUUUCUUCGAUGGCUUCCGCCUUUCUCACUGUAUCGAGAAGAUUGACACCAUGCCUUACAACGACAUGCGCAAGCUGAUCGACAUGAAGCCCUCAAUGACCACCGUUCCCGUGCUCUUAACCCCAAUCGCCCUACGUUCGCGGCACUAA